AUGCCGUCUGGUCCUGCUUCGUCUGCACUAGAGAUCCUCCGCCACCAGCCUUCAGCCAAGCCGCAAAUGGUGGAUCUAAAGAGAGUGCUAUCCUUCCCCCCAUACCCCGGGGAUUACCUACAUCCAGUGGUGUAUGCCUGCACCGCAGUUAUGCUGCUCUGUCUGCUUGUCUCCAUCAUGACUUACAUUGUCCACCACAGUGUGAUCCGAAUCAGCAGGAAUGGCUGGCACACACUCCUCAACUUCCUCUUUCACACGGGACUGACAUUUGGCAUUUUCGCUGGUGGAAUCAAUCAAAUCAACUUACCUUUUGUGUGUCAGAUUGUUGGCAUUGUGCUCCACUAUGCUUCUUUGUCUACCAUGCUGUGGCUGACCUUCACUGCUAGAAACAUCUGUAAAGACGUUUCCAAAGACCCACUUCAGGUACAGGAGAGGAAUAGGGCUUCCCAGACUCGUACCAAACCAGCCAUCCUCAGAUUUUAUCUUGUAAGUGAUGGAAUCCCUAUCAUAAUAGUUGGAGUUACAGCAGCAUUUGGUAUGGAUAACUAUGGCAGCAGAGAUGAUGCUCUGUAUUGCUGGAUGGCAUGGGAACCAAGUCUGGGUGGUUUCUAUGCUCCCAUGAGUCUUCUGGUCUUAGUCAUGUGUGUGUACUUCUUGUGGACUUAUGUCCAGCUGAAGCGCCACCCAGAAAGGAAGUAUGAGCUGCGGGUUUUAAGUGAAGAGCAGCAACAGCUGUCAUCAAAUGAGUCGAACCAUCACUGCCACACUGACACUGGGCCUGCUGGGGACUGCCAGCCCUUUGCUGCGGGCGUGUCAGUUCUGGCCAAUGAGCACUCUUUUAAAUCCCAACUCCGGGCCACAGUCUUCACCCUCUUCCUGUUCCUGGCUACCUGGGCUUUGGGAGCAUUGGCUGUUUCAUUGGGACAUUUCCUGGACAUGAUAUUCAGUUGUCUCUAUGGUGCUUUUUGCGUCACUCUGGGACUCUUCCUUCUCAUCCAGCACUGUGCUAAGCGUGAUGACGUGUGGCACCGUUGGUGGGCUUGUUGCCCAUCCAGAUUAAAGACAGAGGAUGGGCCUGGGGAAGGACAGAGCCAGAGGCAGGAACUCCAUCAGCCACACUGCCAUUUGAAUUCCCCACUCGCAGUGAAGCAGCAGAUGCUUUCGCCUUACCCUAUUCAGAGUUCUCAUCACAGAACAACACCACCUCCCCAAAGCCCAACAUUAAAUCACACAGGUCCAUGCUGUGUGGCUGUAAUGACUCCUGUUAGCCCUUCCCCCAUCUCACCUCGUGCUGACCAAAUGCCUUCACCACGUCCACAGUCACUUCCCGAUGAGGUCCCUCAUCCAACUCUUCCCCUGCAGAGUUGCAUUGCUGAUAGAACAAAGACAUGCUCUUUCAACCGUCCACGCCAAUGCUUCCAGGAUUACCGGUCUCACAUCACUUCCACCAGUAUGGAUGGGAGUGUGCACAGCACUCACCUGGACAGUCCUCAUAAUGUGCACCACAUUGAAGCCUCACCACUGGUUUCUAAUAGUCCACACCCAGAUCUCCAGCUUCCGUAUGUCAGCCCUCAUUUAAAUAGCCAACUUGUAGUUUCCUCUCACAGCUUGGAACGCCAGACCUCCUGCCACAGCGUGCAAGACUCGGUUGCUUCCUGUCACAGUCAUGCCUAUAACAUGCAUGACAGUAUCUCUUCCUGCCACAGCCUCCUUAUGCCUUCUCAUGGGGUCGACACCAGCCAGUGGCAUAUGUACUGCUCAGUCGAUGACUCUUCCAGCACAAACUGUUGUGAGAGAGCUGAUCCCUUCACCUUGCAGUAUGAACAAGAUCCUGACAAUUUGAGCUGGAUGUCAAAGACGGCAGACAAAGAAAAGGUCUGUCUAGAGCUGGAACAGAAAGGUUUCCCAAGGAAUACCCUACCUCGGCAGCAUGGCACUGUGAACCGACGAGGACCCAUUGGUCGAAACAGGAGUCUGCAGGAAGAUAGUCUGUUUGGUUCAGAUGCCACAGGAAACAUACGGACAGGCCCCUGGAAGAAUGAAACCACCGUAUAG
Oreochromis aureus is the source of this 2055-nucleotide messenger RNA. RefSeq names its product adhesion G protein-coupled receptor A1a (gene adgra1a). The record is from RefSeq and is a predicted model, not a curated record. Lineage: Eukaryota; Metazoa; Chordata; Actinopteri; Cichliformes; Cichlidae. Gene Ontology annotation, biological process: G protein-coupled receptor signaling pathway; cell surface receptor signaling pathway. Gene Ontology annotation, molecular function: G protein-coupled receptor activity. The coding region runs from base 1 to 2055 and encodes 684 amino acids. The transcript has 6 exons. Gene Ontology annotation, cellular component: postsynaptic density; plasma membrane; glutamatergic synapse.